GGAAGACGUUAAUCCACUCAGGCUGAGAAACAACCGCAAUAGGACCCGUGGACACCAUGGGCCUGCUGUCUAUUCUUCGGAGACUAAAGCAGUCACCAGAGCAGGAGGUGCGCUUACUGCUGUUAGGGUUGGACAAUGCUGGCAAGACCACGCUGCUCAAACAGCUGGCAGCUGAAGAUAUCAGCCACAUCACCCCCACACAAGGCUUCAAUAUAAAGAGUGUGCAGUCUUCUGGGUUCAAAUUAAACGUUUGGGACAUUGGAGGGCAACGCAAAAUUCGUCCUUACUGGAGGAAUUAUUUUGAGAACACCGAUGUACUGAUCUAUGUGAUUGACAGCUCAGACAGGAAAAGAUUCGAAGAGACAAGUUUGGAGCUUGCCGAGUUGCUGGAAGAAGAGAAACUUGCAGCUGUGCCGCUGCUGGUGUUUGCCAACAAGCAGGACCUGAUGACAGCCUCUCCGGCAUCGGAACUGGCAGAGAGUCUCAACCUGCACACAAUACGGGAUCGCAUGUGGCAGGUGCAGGCCUGCUCAGCACUCACUGCAGAAGGAGUGCAGGACGGGAUGACCUGGGUUUGCAGAAAUAUAAAGUUUCGGAAGAGAUGACCAGUGAGUGGUGACCAACUUACAUAAGCACUUUAUACUUGAUCUAUGCAGUAAUUUUGAGAACGCUAUGCAGCGGCAGCAGAGUGUGUUAGUUUUUUUAAUUGUUACUCUUGCCAAUAUGUUUAUGUUUUUUACAAAACAUAAUCUUACCAGUAAAAAAAAAUGCCAAUAUACUACCAAGGAAGAUGUCAUGCUGUCUCAGACCUCAGUGUUGUACUGUAUAUAUGUAAGUGCAGUUUUGUUUAGAUAUUUGUAAUAUUGUUUUGUAGGUCCAAGCAAGAAUUUCCUUUAGUAGUUUUCUAAAUAAAGAUCCACUUUUGAGGUUUAAAGAA
Xiphophorus maculatus (southern platyfish) is the source of this 937-nucleotide messenger RNA. RefSeq names its product ADP-ribosylation factor-like protein 3. The transcript is spliced from 6 exons. Lineage: Eukaryota; Metazoa; Chordata; Actinopteri; Cyprinodontiformes; Poeciliidae. The record is from RefSeq and is a predicted model, not a curated record. Gene Ontology annotation, cellular component: cytoplasm; microtubule cytoskeleton. Gene Ontology annotation, biological process: cilium assembly. Gene Ontology annotation, molecular function: GTPase activity; GTP binding. The coding region runs from base 57 to 605 and encodes 182 amino acids.